AUGGGCCAACCAACCGUCCGUUCCAAUAUAUUCCAACAAGGCCUCAGCCGUCGCCCGGCCUCAGCAGGACCGCCCAAUGGCAAUAUGUCAUCGGGGAAUAAUCCACUCGCAACUCGCCCUUCGCAUUCGCACAGGCUCAAACCGACCACGACCUCGGACUCUUCCUCUUCUCGCGGCAUCAAAAUGUCAGAGAACAAGGAUAUCGUGGUCAGAGACAAAAACGGCGGCUAUAAACUUGAGGUACCCGCUUUGCCGAAUGGACUGGUUGGUGAGGAUGGUGAAGAGCUGGGUGAACUUGAUCCAGAUGAGUCGGGUGAAAUGGGUCUUGAGGCGACGGGUAUGGGUGGACGUGAUAAAGAAAAAUUUGACGCCGCACUCGUUGAGAUGAUGAUUCGUCAUCGGAAUAGGCAGACUAGUGGUGAACCUGAUGAAAUUUUGGAUAUUGUCCACCAAAGUUUGCGCAAAAAGGCCGCGUCCUUGGAUGAUGAUAGUUGGAUGUUCGAGCCAGAAAAGGACAUUGUGUUCUAA
Penicillium waksmanii is the source of this 528-nucleotide messenger RNA. RefSeq lists its product as uncharacterized. The coding region runs from base 1 to 528 and encodes 175 amino acids. The record is from RefSeq and is a predicted model, not a curated record. Lineage: Eukaryota; Fungi; Ascomycota; Eurotiomycetes; Eurotiales; Aspergillaceae. The transcript is spliced from 3 exons.